CUUUCAUUCAGUUGUGGUCUGCCGUUGUCUGGAGAAGCCAAGAUGCAGUCUGUCUUGCUGUGUUCGCUUAUCCUGUUGUCUGCCGUAGUGUUCGGUCAGGAUCCUGCCCAGAUUUGUCUGCCCUCACAGCUACAAGUCGGAUAUUAUAAUUUUAUUGACAAUGUAAGCAACCGCUGUAAGCAAUCAUAAGUUGUGCGUUUGACUUGUUCUUUACGCUGAUGGCAAAUCAAAGCUUUAACUUUUCAUCACUGUGUAUGUAUCAAUGUAGAUGUAAGAUUAUGCAUGUAUCAUUUUGAAUGUAUUUAUUUUUAUGGAUCAAUGUAUACGUAUCAAUGGGUACGUAUCAAUGUGUACGUAUCAAUGUGUAUGUAUCAAUGUGUAUGUAUCAAUGUGUAUGUAUCAAUGUGUUGGUACCAUCAAGAGAAAAUAUGUGGACGAGUGAUGUAUUGAUUACUUAACGUAAUAUUGUUUUAUUUUAUGCUUAACGCAAGUCUGAAACGAUUCCUUUAUGAAGACGUACAUUUGGAGUCUCGCCAUGAAGUAGCUGUGUUGUAAUACUCUAAUAUUGAUGUAGCUGUGUUGUUAUACUCUAAUAUUGAUGUAGCUGUGUUGUAAUACUCUAAUAUUGAUGUAGCUGUGUUGUAAUACUCUAAUAUUGAUGUAGCUGUGUUGUAAUACUCUAAUAUUGAUGUAGCUGUGUUGUUAUACUCUAAUAUUGAUGUAGCUGUGUUGUAAUACUCUAAUAUUGAUGUAGCUGUGUUGUUAUACUCUAAUAUUGAUGUAGCUGUGUUGUAAUACUCUAAUAUUGAUGUAGCUGUGUUGUUAUACUCUAAUAUUGAUGUAGCUGUGUUGUAAUACUCUAAUAUUGAUGUAGCUGUGUUGUUAUACUCUAAUAUUGAUGUAGCUGUGUUGUAAUACUCUAAUAUUGAUGUAGCUGUGUUGUUAUACUCUAAUAUUGAUGUAGCUGUGUUGUAAUACUCUAAUAUUGAUGUAGCUGUGUUGUAAUACUCUAAUAUUGAUGUAGCUGUGUUGUAAUACUCUAAUAUUGAUGUAGCUGUGUUGUUAUACUCUAAUAUUGAUGUAGCUGUGUUGUGAUACUCUAAUAUUGAUGUAGCUAUGUUGUUAUACUCUAAUAUUGAUGUAGCUGUGUUGUUAUACUCUAAUAUUGAUAUAGCUGUGUUGUAAUACUAUAUCCAAUAAAAACGUUGAUCAAUUUGGAUAUCUUCACUAGGGCAAUAAUCUAUUGAUCAAUAUGUCUGCCCAAUAAACACGUUGUCAAUGUGGGCAUCUUAAUUAUGGCACCAACCUAUUCACCAACAUUUCUACCCAAUAAACACGUUGUCAAUGUGGGAAUCUUAAUUAUGGCACCAACCUAUUCACCAAUAUUUCUACCCAAUAAACACGUUGUCAAUGUGGGCAUCUUAAUUAUGGCACCAACCUAUUCACCAAUAUUUCUACCCAAUAAACACGUUGUCAAUGUGGGAAUCUAAAUUAUGGCACCAACCUAUUCACCAAUAUUUCUACCCAAUAAAUACGUUGUCAAUGUGGGGAUCUUAAUUAUGGCACCAACCUAUUCACCAAUAUUUCUACCCAAUAAACACGUUGUCAAUGUGGGAAUCUUAAUUAUGGCACCAACCUAUUCACCAAUAUUUCUACCCAAUAAACACGUUGUCAAUGUGGGAAUCUUAAUUAUGGCACUAACCUAUUCACCAAUAUUUCUACCCAAUAAACACGUUGUCAAUGUGGGCAUCUUCAGUAGGGCACCAACCUAUUCACCAAUAUUUUUACCCAAUAAACACGUUGUCCAUUUCGAUAUCUUCACUGGAGCCCUACUAACCUAAAUACAAAUAUUUAUCCACUCUAAACUUUGUGGUCCACUGAAAUUGAAGUUGGGUUUAAAUAUAUUUAUCUAAAGGAUUUUAAUUAAAUAGAUAAUUGCACGCGUAGUAAUGUGGGGUCUGAAAGGCGAACAAUUGUAUUGAAUUCCAAAGAGCGGGAGUGAGGGAGAGAGGAAGGGAGAGAGAGAGGGAGUUAAGGGUAAGGAGGGAAGGAGAAGAAGAGAGAAAAGGAUAAUCUGAUGUCAAAUUUGGUAGAUAGAAUAAAACUAGAAGUAUUAAUUUUUACGUUUGAUCAAGGACAACAUUAAACAUUGUGUAACCAAAAAAAAUUUACAUUUUAGAGGUAUGGAGUGUAUUCCCUUGAUUUUACCAAAAGUCUGGCAGCAAAGUACGAUGCCAUUGGCAAAUACGUUGUAGUUUUUGACCUCAAGACGGUAAGUCAUUUAAAAUAUAAGACGUUAACUUUGAAGGAACUGCAACUGAAAAACAAUAUAUACUUAAAUCCUUUUCAGAAUGAGUUCACUUCCAUAGACUGGAUAGAUUUAAAAAAAAAUUAAACUUAAUAACAAAUAAUUAUUUCCCCAUGGUGACUAGAUCUACGCUUUUUCUUAACUGAAUGAAACCUGCUGCACAAUUCUCCUCAUCCAACAGUUCAUCGCCUACAAUGUGACAGCAAGUGGGAAGUGCACCAAGUACAGAAUGGACAGCACAGACGCCAGUUUUCAGUGCUUGCCGUGUAAGUCAACGGUAGUUGUGACAAGAGGCGGGGCAUUGUUUGUAAAAAAAAAAAAAAAAAGUGUGUUUAAAUAUUGGAAAGAUAAAAAAAUUGAAAAUAUUGAAAUAUUGAUGAAUACCAUCAAUACUAGGAAUAAAUCCUAUCAUAUUUAUUGAUUUAUCAAAAACCGUUAAGGUGAUAUGGCAAUAUUGAUGAAUAUCUAAAAAAAAAAAAUUAAUUUAAUCUUCGUAUACGCAAUUGUUUUCAAAUAAGAACAUCAAAUUAUUUUGGCUUAAUUGUUGGUCAAUCAUUAGGGUGUCGUAUAAAUGUUAUAUGCACACCGAAAUGCAUGUAUUAAUCAAGAUUUCGCGCUCUCCCCCGCAGCAUCUGCAAAGCUCGUCAGCAACAACAACACGUAUCUAGGUCACGGCCUUGACAUGUUGAUUGUGCAAACAUGGGAGAUUGGCCUUGGGGAGGACACAACACUGAGACUAGCCUACACCAUGGAAACGCCAGCUUUUCCAACUAUAAGACACUUGCGAAGUAAGUACCUGUGCCGCCCCCCCCCCCGUUAGUCACCUCACCCAUAGACAUCUGAGAAUAGUGUACAUUGCAGAUUUAUUUACCUUCAACUUUGUACACCUCUAAUUGUUAAAUAAAUAAGAAACUCGAAUGUCUUAAGAGAAUGAUACAGUUGGAAAUAUGAUUUGGUAACUAUUCUUCCUUUCCCCUCCCUACCCCCCCCCCCAAGUUGAAUGUCCUUAAAUAGUGAAAUAGUGUUACAAGUAUGGUGUUCAUGGGUUAAUCUAUGUGAUUGGUGGUCGUGCGUUAGUAUAUGUAAUUGAUUGUAAUGGGUUAAUAUAUGUAAUUGGUUGUAAUGGGUUAAUACAUGUAAUUGGUUGUAAUGGAUUAAUAUAUUUGAUUGGUUGUCAAUGGGUUAAUAUAUAUUUUGGUUGUAAUGGGUUAAUAUAUUUGAUCGGUUGUCAAUGAGUUAUAUAUGUAAUUGGUUGUAAUGGGUUAAUCCAUGUGAUUGGCUGUCGUUGGUUUAUAUAUGUAAUUGGCUGUAAUGGAUUAAUAUAUGUAAUUAGUUGUCAAUUGGUUAAUAUAUGUAAUUGGUUCUCAUGGGUUAAUCUAUGUGAUUGGUUUUCAAAGGGUUAAUCUAUUUGACUGUAAUAUACUAAGUUGCAGUAGUUAUUGGUUGACACAUGAAGUAGAGCUUUCUACGAAACUAGAUAUAGCCCGCCAAACAUUGGCGACAGCAAUGUGUGAACUUUCCAUCUACUUAAGUUACUUGACAAAAGCAUGAACUCAAGUUACGCACAUAUAAGAAUGCCAAUUUUGCUACACCCCCUUCCCCCCUUCUUUUUCAUGUUACGUCACUGCACACUUUUUAUUUCAUCCCCCUGAACUAUAUAAAUAUAGCCGACCCGCAGCUUAGCAUACGCCGCGAGCUUGUUGGGGUGUGCGCAUGGCUGAUAAGCGAGGGUGGUGCAGGAGGGGUGGGGCGGUAGCUCCACCGCAGUGCGCAUGUCUCGAAACCAAUGAUGGGCAGGCAAGGGAAGGGAGGGUUACCUGCGUCUUGCUUGCUCUGGCGUAUCUAUAUAUAGCCUGCGUCGUCGUCUUCUUGGCCUAGUUUUUCUGGCGUAUUAUAUAUAGAUGUGUAAUCAGAAUGUGGGUCGACUGAUCAAAGAACGAAUGUACUGACUUACGUAGAAGGCCACAUUAAAAUUAAAUGAGUGAACAUUCCUAUUGCUGAUGUUUUUGAAAAUAAUACCAAAUCAAUUAUUAAAAAUAAAUUUAAGGACUGCAUUAAAGCUUAGUAAAUGAAUGAAAUAGCAUGAAAUUAUCCUGUUCUCUUAUGCAAGCUUCCACAAACCUCGUUUUACAAUUAUUAAAAUAUGACAACUUAAAGAGGGAGGAUUAACCAAAUGAGUUCUAUCAAACUCAAAGCGUCGAAAAUUUUAAUAACUGUCAUUUUUUUUUCUAAAGAAAGAAAUACACUUUAAAAAAACGAGCCGUAGCAAUAAAUAUAUAUCUGUAAAAUAUGAUAAUUGUCCAUACACAUGUUACCUGGAUGUGCUGAAGCUUUCAUGUAAAAAGCGUUGAUUGGUUUUAAAUUAUUAUUUUAUUAUUAUUUUUUUGCUUUCCGCUUUUUCCUUUUUUUCUUUAACUGACCACCGUUUGAUAAUUUUUUUUCCCGCAGGCAGGAGCACUGGGUCAGCUGCUGCGGUUUUCGUUUACUACAAUGCUGUCACUGAAAUUGACCCCAAAUAUUUCGUCAUUCCUUCAACGUGCCCUAAUGAAAUCCCCCUUUCUUAGACAAGAUAUGACAUGACAUUGACCUGACCACCGAUAUUUCACAUUUCCUUAGGAACGGGAUAAUAUUUUGAUACAACAUAUUUGCUCUGCGUAUAAUGAUUAUAUUAUUUUUUUAAAAUAAAUUUUAUUCUUUGCAUAGAAUUAAGCCAUCAAAUUGUUUCUGGGAUGUUUUAAUUUUAAUGUAGAGAAUAAAAUCUUUGUAGAAAA
Lymnaea stagnalis (great pond snail) is the source of this 5079-nucleotide messenger RNA. NCBI's taxonomy places the organism in Eukaryota, Metazoa, Mollusca, Gastropoda, Lymnaeidae. The record is from the annotation of a GenBank genome assembly.